This is a messenger RNA of Coffea eugenioides, 792 nucleotides long. RefSeq lists its product as uncharacterized. The transcript has 3 exons. Bases 132 to 632 code for a protein of 166 amino acids. Lineage: Eukaryota; Viridiplantae; Streptophyta; Magnoliopsida; Gentianales; Rubiaceae. The record is from RefSeq and is a predicted model, not a curated record.
GCAUAAAAGCAUCUUGUAUACUCAUUCAUCCAACUCAGCUUGGGGGGAAAACGAUUUAAGGCAGUGCAUUUCUAACUACUACAAGGUGGGGAACGGAAUUGGGUUGGGAUAGCCAGAAGUUUACCUGGCUUAUGGACGAUAACAAGUGGGCCGAGAUAGAGCAGGUGAACCCAAAAUUUGUAAAAUUUCAAAAUGACUGCUCAGUCUAUCAUUUACUUGAGGAGGUAUUUGUCAAUCAAGGCGCAACGGGAGACUUCAGCUCUGGCUUGGAGAACAACCCGCGUACUUCAGCCGAGAAGCAAGACAUGGAGACUGCUGCACGAUGUGCACGGGGAAAGGGAAGGUUAGACUAUGCGGCCGAGGAUGCUGAUAUUGAGGUAGUUGGGGUGAAUGAAGAGAAAGGGAAGAAGGGUAAAGGAAAGCGGAAGUCGGGUGAUUGCUCAAGCGGUAGUCCAAUGUCCAUCACCUCUGGUUCAGUAACUGGUAGAUACCUCAGGGCUCUUGACACUAUUGAGUCGCUGGUUAGUCGAAAGAAGAGCAGCGGCAUGAGUGUGUCAGCCAGCUCUCUGACCAAGCGUCGUUCUGGCCGCUAUCUCUCGAAGAAAUCGGACUAUGAAAUUGCCAUGGAAUAAUUUCGGGGAUUAGCGAACGUGGCCUAUGUAGCCAAAAUGGCCGCUGUUGAAAUAUUGAAGGACUCUCAAGAGUUGGCUAUUUGGAAUUUAGCUAGAUCAGACGCUGACCGCAUUACCUUUAUGAAGUUAAAAGGCUGUUUCCUGCCUGACCAUGGCACUC